AUGGAAGCAUUACAAAAACCGCAAAUAAUUUGUCACUCUGAAAAAGUUAUCAACUAUUCGGUUCAUGAUGUUAAGUGGAUACCUUGUUCAGCAAAAUUCGUGGCUCUUGGUGGAAAGGCAAACGGAUCUGGUAUAGCUGAAAUUUAUACAUUAACCACCGAAGGUAUUGAAAAAGUAAGUGAGUUUGCAACAAGAGAUCAUUUCAAGUGUAGUACAUUCGAAGCAUCUAGUUUAAGAAACAGACAUUUAGCAACUGGUGAUUUUUCCGGACGGUUACAAGUAUGGGACUUGGAAGACACCAUAUGGCCUGUGUAUAAAACAACAGCUCAUACAUCAAUAAUUAACGCGAUUGAUGGUGUAGCUGGUGCUAGUGCAGGGUGUGGGGCACCAGAAAUAGUGACCGGGUCUCGCGACGGUACAGUUAUGGUGUGGGACGUACGUCAAAAAGAUACACCGGUAGCCAAAUUUAUUCCUUCAACGGAAGCUUCGGCUCGAGAUUGUUGGUCGGUUGCAUUUGGCAACUCUUAUAAUAACGAAGAAAGAGUUAUAGCUGCGGGAUAUGAUAACGGAGAUAUUAAAUUAUACGAUUUAAAAACAAUGUCACUCCGUUGGUCUAAAUGCGUUAAAAACGGUGUAGUUGGAUUACAAUUUGAUAGAAAAAACAUUCCGAUGAAUAAAUUGGUCGCCACUACUUUAGAAUCUAAAAUAUUCUGCUACGACGUGAAAACAAAACAUCCAAAGAAGGGUUACGCUUGUGUAACGGAAAAAGCGCAUGCGUCGACGGUUUGGAGCGUGAAACAUCUCCCUCAAAAUAGGGAGAUCUUCAUGACUACCGGUGGUGCUGGAAGUUUAUGUUUAUGGAAAUAUACAUACCCGAAUAAACGUGUGGAACAAGAUGCAGACGGUAUACCUUAUGGAGUGGCUGGAGAAUUGUCUAAUUUACAGAACUCAACUCUCUCUGAACAACCGAUAAGUUCUUUUGAUUGGUGUGUGGAUAAAUUAGGUUUAGCUGUUUGUUGUUCCUUUGAUCAGACAAUUAGAAUUUUGAUUGUAACAAAACUGAACUUGUAUUAA
Diorhabda sublineata is the source of this 1074-nucleotide messenger RNA. RefSeq names its product dynein axonemal assembly factor 10 (gene Wdr92). Bases 1 to 1074 code for a protein of 357 amino acids. The record is from RefSeq and is a predicted model, not a curated record. Gene Ontology annotation, molecular function: ubiquitin binding. NCBI's taxonomy places the organism in Eukaryota, Metazoa, Arthropoda, Insecta, Coleoptera, Chrysomelidae. The transcript has a single exon.